Molecule: messenger RNA, 546 nt
Organism: Alternaria alternata
Lineage: Eukaryota; Fungi; Ascomycota; Dothideomycetes; Pleosporales; Pleosporaceae
Exons: 1
Source: RefSeq, a predicted model, not a curated record
CUUUCUGCCCCUCAUGGAAUUUCGGUGGGCCGGGAUGGUAAACACACUCCUCGUUGUCGUCGUCGUACGUCUUGCCGCAGCCCUUGUGAACACACUUCUUCGCCAUGGUAUCGGUUUGUGCAGAAACGCGCCUAACGAGGGGUGAGUGUUGCGAUGCCCCAGAUUUUGUUCCGCUGUUUCGGAAUAUUCUGGAAAUCAGCCAGAGCGGUCACCGAUAUCAUUGGGGUCCAAGCGCGAGCUUAAUCCUGGGCCUUGAGCUUUGCAUCUUUGGCGUCACGUCGCGUCCACUCGGUCUUGCCUGUCUGUCUUGUACGCCCAAAGCAGUCGUUACCGCGUGUGUGGUUGUCAACCAGUCGCCAACAUGUUCCGCGCCACUUCCCGUCUGCUCGCUUGCCGCAUCACCUUCUUCACCCGAACCCCAUGCGGCCUGUGCGACACGGCAAAAGCCGUCGUCCAGAAUGUCAGGGCGAAAAGACCCUUCGAGUACGAGGAGAUAAAUGUCAUGGACUCCGGCCACGAAAAGUGGAGAAGUCUGUACGAGUUUGA